This is a messenger RNA of Sclerotinia sclerotiorum 1980 UF-70, 6777 nucleotides long. RefSeq lists its product as hypothetical. The transcript is spliced from 11 exons. Lineage: Eukaryota; Fungi; Ascomycota; Leotiomycetes; Helotiales; Sclerotiniaceae. Gene Ontology annotation, molecular function: fatty acid synthase activity; oxidoreductase activity. Gene Ontology annotation, biological process: fatty acid biosynthetic process; secondary metabolite biosynthetic process. The coding region runs from base 1 to 6777 and encodes 2258 amino acids. The record is from RefSeq and is a predicted model, not a curated record.
AUGGUUUGGGCUUAUUCUCAUUUAAGGGACCACGAAUCCCCACAAGAAUUCGAAGUACUUGGUGCUUUCGAAAGAUCUGGACCAGGUAGUUGUCGCUUGCCAGGGGACUCAGAUACGCCAGACGAGUUCUGGCAAAUGCUUGCUGAAGAACGCUCUGGACUUUCGAGGCCGCCCUUAUCACGCUGGAAUGCUGAUGGUUUUCAUUCAAAAAAGACUCGACCUGGCUCUUUGACCCCUGAAGGCGGCUACUUUAUUAAUGAGGAUGUUUGGAAAUUCGACCCGUCUUUUUUUGGUAUUGUACAAGAGGAGGCAAAGGCCAUGGAUCCUCAGCAGAGGAAGUUGUUGGAGUGUGUCUAUGAGUCAUUUGAGUCCGGUGGUAUCACCUUAAGCCAACUUUCAGGCUCAAAUACAGGAUGCUACAUUGGAAAUUUCACUGCCGAUUUCCACAUACAAGGCCACCGGGAUCACAACAACCCCAAACCUUAUAGUAUGUUAGGUACCGGUUACAGUAUUAUCAGCAACCGAGUUAGCUAUCUUUUUGAUCUUUGUGGCCCGAGAGCGUUACAGACGAAAGAGAUCAACGCAGCAGUAGUUGGAGGUACAAAUUUGAUGCUCGCCGUAGAAACUCAGAUGAGUACAGCAUCAGUUGGUGUUUUAUCAGCUACAUCUACUUGCCAUACUUUCGACGAAUCGGCCGAUGGCUAUGGUCGUGGUGAAGGUGUUGGUGCCAUUUUCCUCAAGCGUUUAUCUGAUGCCAUACGGGACAAGGAUCCUAUACGUGGCGUAAUCAGAGGCACCGCUACAAAUGCAAAUGGAAAGACUAGUGGUAUCACCCAACCAAGUGCGAGGGGUCAUGAAACUUUAAUGCGCACUGUCUAUGAAUUCGCCGGCUUGGAUCCCAAAGAUACAUCAUAUUUUGAGACCCACGGUACCGGUACUCAAGUUGGCGAUCCAAUAGAGGUGAGGGCUAUUGGAAAUGUAUUUUUCAGCGGUACGGAGAGACAGGAACUCCUUAUCGGAUCGGUAAAAACAAAUGUUGGGCACAGUGAGGCAGCCAGUGCAUUAGCAAGCAUAAUAAAAGUAUGCUUAGCUAUUGAAAAACGCUCGAUACCCGCGACAAUUGGUAUUAAAAAUUUGAACCCCAAAGUUGAUUUCAAGGACGGAAGAAUAAAGGUUGUCCAGAAGAUGACACCCUGGCCGAAAGGAUUCUCUAAGUGCCGUGCAAGUGUAAAUUCUUUUGGUUAUGGGGGAGCUAAUGCCCAUGCAAUUCUCGAAGCGGUCGAUUCCUUCCUCCCUGGAAAGUUAACUCAUGUCCGACGGGGCCGACGCAAUAGUUACGACGGGGAUGAUGAUGAAGAGUCGGAUGAAAUGGUGGGCACCAGCCCCUCCUCACAAACGCGAGCAGUCCCCCGCUCAGAAUUUUUGCUGCUUUUCUCUGCCCAUGAUAUUUCUACGUUGAAAAGAAACAUCGAAAGAUGUCGUGACGUAGCAGAAGAUUAUGAUAUCCUCGAUCUUGCCUACACGCUUGGCUGCCGAAGAUCCGAAUUUUUCAAUUGUGCAUAUGCAGUGGCACGAGAAGAAGAUGUGGAAGAGGAUCUUAUGGAGCAUGAGAUUACUUUUGCAAAAAGGGGAAAGGGUGGGAAGAUUGCCUUCAUUUUCACCGGGCAAGGCGCGCAGAAUGCACAGAUGGGUCGAGAACUCAUGUUGACAUUCCCAUCAUAUAUCGAUACGAUCAGGAGACUUGAUCGAGCACUGCAGUGUUUAGGGGAGGAUUCACCGGAUUGGACUAUUGAGAACGUUUUAAUGGAGCCUGCAGCGACCAGUAAAAUUAAUGAUGUUGAAAUUUCUCAGCCCGUCUGCACAGCUGUUCAAAUCGCCCUGGUUGAGCUUCUUCGCGUUUGGAACGUGAUACCAUCGGCCUGUAUCGGUCAUUCUUCCGGCGAAAUUGCAUCUGCAUAUGCCGCAAAUCUCAUAACAGCAGAAGAAGCUAUUAUAUCCGCAUUCUACCGGGGAUUGGGAGUUGCUACUCUUGAGGUGAAAGGUAGUAUGCUGGCUGUUGGAGCCGGCCCGGAAGAAAUUCAACCUUAUCUUGUCGAGGGUCUUCGCAUUGCGUGCUAUAACUCACCUAACAGUGUUACGUUGAGUGGAGAUAUUGAGCCUGCCACCAUAGUCAAGGAGAAGCUGGAGACUGACAGGCUUUUUGUUCGCGAGUUGAAGACUGGCGGAAGAGCUUAUCAUUCACAUCACAUGUUGAAUAUCGGUAAUGACUAUCAAAAUCGCUUGUCAGUCGCACUUUCCAAUUUCAGCGCGUCCCAAAACACCAACCAGCUUGAAGGCCAAAAUCCCGUCUUUUUCUCCUCUGUCACCGCCGAGAGAGCUUCAUCCAGUUUCAAGCCAGGACCUAGCUAUUGGCGCAAAAAUUUAGAGUCUCCAGUACGUUUCACUGAAGCCGUUGAAGCUGCACUAGCUGCAGAUAUUGGCAUUUCACAACUCGUCGAAAUUGGCCCACAUUCUGCAUUAGCCGGUCCAUUGAGGCAGAUCAGAGACAGCCUAGGCAUAACGCCCAAAGAUGUGGACUACGCUUCCACUCUUGUACGUGGCCAGAGCUCCGUGACUCGUCUCCUGGAUCUUGCUGGAAUUCUUACCAUGAGAGGAUAUCCAGUAAACAUUGAGCGUGUGAACGCUAUUGAGAAACGUGAUGGCGACGCUAUUAUUACCAAAACUGGUUUGCCCAUUGUUGAUCUUCCCAGAUACUCAUGGAACUACUCUGCGGGAGAUUUAAGAGACAAAAAUAGACCUAAUGAAGAGCAUCGCUUGCGGAAUUUUAAAUUCCACGAUCUCCUCGGUGCUCUCCUCCCAGGUUCUUCUACCGAACAACGACAAUGGCGUAAUAUGCUUGAUUCAAAGAACUUUCCAUGGUUAGAGGAUCAUAAGUUGGGGCCCCAGCCUGUGCUGCCUGGAACUGGCUACUUGGCGAUUGCCACUGAGGCUGCGCGGCAAUUCUUUCAUGACACUCUAAGAAUCAAAGGCCCGUUCCGAUAUUUCUUACCCAGCGUUAGCAUCACAUCUGCAUUAAACUUACCGAACUCCGGAUCACAAGUUGAGAUUGUUACCACGAUGAAAUUUGCUACAAUAAGUGCUUCGAUCACAUCAAAAACAAUUGCAGAGUUCACGAUCUCGUCCGUUCAAAACGGAAAUUGGACUAACCACUGCGUCGGAACUAUCACAAAGAAGGAGGCCACUGACAUGGCCCCAGGAAUUGAUGAAAGCAAACUUCAAGAGCCAAAGGCUGCUCGAACGUGGUAUCGCGGUUUCCAGAAGGUUUCUCUUAAUUACGGACCAGCUUUCAACGGAUUAAGUGAUAUCCGUACCAAUCCUGCUCUCAAAGAAGCCGUUGCAGAGACCGAACUCCUUCCAGCUGGUGUCUCCGAGCAUGAUUCUGCAUAUAUCGUGCAUCCCACAGCUAUGGACACCUGUAUUCAGGCCGCACUGAUUGCAGCACACAAGGGUUCCCUCAAGGGUUUAAAAAGAUCAUUUGUUCCAACAUCAAUGGCUGAUGUAUCUUUAUGGUCGUGGGGUGACGAUGAUAAUAUCGCUCAGUUGGCUCCUGGCAAAGGUAAAAUCCUUGUGCAUUCAGAAUUCUUUAGUGUCCGAGCCUUGAGCGGAUGGUGUCAACUUUUCUCUCCUGAAGGCAAGCCAUUAUUCGAGAUCAAAGAACUGUUGUGUACUCAAUAUUCAGAAGCAUUAGAUGACCUGGGAAUAAUUGAUCGUCAUCCUUACCUUCGAACCGUAUGGAAGCCCGAUGUCGAGAAGAUAACAUCUGACUUGACUGAUGAUUCUCUUCUGGAUGUCAUUGUCCACAAACGUCCUAGAUUUGAUAUCUGCGAGAUCUUGAGUACAGAAUCAACAAUUUCCGAAAAUCUUCACAAAGUCCUUGAAAGUGGUUCUUCGCUUCGUCGAUACAAGACUUAUACUAUUAUGACUCCCAAUGACGUUGAUAUUCAACCAUUCAAAACCAAGUAUGAAGCCUUCCCGGGCGUUAAUGUUGAGAAGUUAGACCUUGAAAAUGUCCCAGAGAAGUUGUUUGAUUUGGUCAUUCUGUCUCAAUCUCAUACGGACGAGGUUGAUUUGCCCAAACUCAAAAGUCUGUUGACUUCUAAUGGGAAAAUACUGCUCUACAGGCCAGGGCGCAGCAGUGAAAAUAUUAUCGAACCGGAAUUUGAAUCUGAUGGAUUCUUUACUCUUCUAAAAGAUCAAAAGUCCUUGCUGAUGAGUCCCCACCAGAAGGCCAGUCUUGACCCGGCCACAGAAGAUAUUGUACUUGUAACAAGGAACUCUCCAACAACAUUUGACUCUCAAGUAUAUUCGGGUUUGGUAAAGACCGGGAGGUCGGUCACCUCAAAGUCUCUGCAAGAUUCUAGUUUCCACGCGAAUCCGGAGGCAAGCUACGUCUUCAUCGUAGAGUCUGAGUCUAGUCUGUUCCAUGAAUCUCUGACUAGCCAAGAGCUAGCAACAAUACAGUCAAUUGCAAGUGAAGCACGAAAUAUGCUAUGGCUUACUCAUGGUAACUUGCUGGAUGGAGGUGACCCUGAUGCUGGGAUAGUCAUCGGACUGGGUCGUUGCCUCCAGACAGAGCAUCCGACUCUGACUUUCAAGACUCUUGACCUGGAUCAUCGGGAUCCUGCACAGACCGUUUCAAACAUAACAACUGUCCUGGACGCAGCUGUCGGCGGUGAUGAAGACAAAGAGUUCAUGGUCAAGAACAAUACUUUUUAUGUCAGCAGACUUUCUCAAGACCCGUCAUUGGAUGAACAGUUUGUUGCUAGAGUUGAAAGUGAGCCAAGUUCUUACAACUCGGAAUUCCUUGGUCUCGAGGGCGCUGGCGUCAUCAGAAAAAUCGGUCCUGCGGUCACAAACGUAGCAGUUGGUGACCGAGUCAGCUGGGCAGGUCUUGGAAAGUUCCGUAACAUCGAAAGAUUUGACUCCAGGUUUGUCCAAAAACUUCAGCCCAAAGAGACCUUUGAACAGAUGUCAAGUAUCAUGAUUCCAUUUGUGACUGCUGUCUACGGCCUAAUCCAUCUUGCCAAGCUUCAGCCUGGUGAGUCUGUACUAAUUCACUCUGCCACUGGAGGUGUGGGACUUGCAGCAAUCCAGAUUGCAAAAAUGAUUGGUGCAGAGAUAUUUGCUACUGUCGGAACACCGGAAAAGAAGGCAUUUUUAAUGCAAGAAUAUGGCCUUCACGAUGAUCAUAUCUUAUCAUCCAAAGAUGCAAGUUUCACAUCUGAUAUCAUGCGAAUUACUAAUGGCCGUGGAGUUGAUGUUUCCCUGAACUCACUUGUUCAUGAGCAGCUGAGAGCCACAUGGAACUCUAUAGGACAUCAUGGUCGUCAUAUUGAGGUCGGACAAACCGAUAUUCUAGACCAAGGAAUGCUGGAUAUGGGUCCGUUCAAGAGAGGCGCUUCUUUUAUUGCUAUGGAUUUGGUUCUUGUAUUCGAACAAAAGCCCGAUCUUGCGUCCCAACUUCUGAGUGAGGUCAUUCAAUACUAUCGGGGCAGCAAGAUUCAACUUCUCCCAAACAUAUCUGUAUUCCCUGCUUCUGAAGUUAGCCAGGCUUUCGAAGAAUUUGGCAUGAGGAAUAGAAUUGGAAGAGUCGUCUUUGCCGCGAAAAGGAAGUCAAUGACCUUCAAAUCAAACGGAACAUAUCUACUUGUUGGGUGUCUUGGAGGACUUGGUCGAUGCUUAGCCCGUCACAUGGUUGAAAAGGGUGCUCGCCACUUGAUUUUCCUUGGGCGAUCUGGCGAGGACCGUCCCGAAGCCGCAUCUAUGAUCAAAUAUUUCAGGGAUAAUGGAGUUGUAGUGGAUGUUGUAAAAGGGGAUGUCACAAACAUCUCCGACGUCGAAAAGGCGGUUGGUUUCUCGGCUGGUCCAAUUUUGGGUGUUAUACAAGGUGUAAUGGCUCUCGAUGAUCGGCUAUUCACCAAACACGAUCUAGAAAGCUGGGAAUACGCCGUUCGUCCCAAAGUCACGGGAACUUGGAAUCUUCACAAUGCCGUUGCCGGCCACUCCCUGGAUUUCUUCGUCAUGCUCGGUUCAUCGUCUGCUUUAUCUGGUUUCCCAACCCAGAGUAAUUAUUGCGCGGGUAACUCUUUUCUCGAAUUCUUUGCAAGAUACCGUCAAAGCAAGGGUCUACCAGCAACAACAAUCUCACUCACUGUCGUCACUGAAGUUGGGUUCGUGAGUCAAAAUGAAAGAAUUGAGGAUGGUCUAGCAAGGACUGGAGUCCAUACCAUCAACGAAGCUGGUGUUAUUGAUCUCAUUGAGACAGCUAUGAUGAAAGCGCCACCCUCAUCUUGGAACUUUGAUCCACUAGCCAACAAUCUCAUCGUCACGGGUGUUGAACCCCUUCAACUAAGUGCUAAUCUUGAUAUCGACGGCAUGCCAUUCUGGCGCCAACCACGUAUCGGACCUGUCCUCAACGCCAUUCUAGCCAAGAAAUCUGGAGAUGAAAGCGGUCCCGGUAAAGGUAAACGCAGACUUCUCUUACCAGAUAUCUUGGAGCUGGUGGUGGAGAAAUUCUCCCAGACGUUUAAUCUAGCUGUGGAAGACAUCGACCCCGACACGGCCUUGGUGAAAUUUGGCAUGGACAGUAUGAUAGGAACGAGUCUUCGUACGUGGUGUUAUAAGACUUUGGGGGCGGAUAUUGCGUCUUCGGAGUUUAUGAGCUUAGAUUUGACAGCCGACUCGUUGGCUCAGAGGAUUUAUGAUAAAGAAAUUUAA